Messenger RNA from Hibiscus syriacus, 468 nucleotides. RefSeq lists its product as uncharacterized. Bases 52 to 408 code for a protein of 118 amino acids. The transcript has 3 exons. Lineage: Eukaryota; Viridiplantae; Streptophyta; Magnoliopsida; Malvales; Malvaceae. The record is from RefSeq and is a predicted model, not a curated record.
AGUAUUUUGGGCUGAGCACUUUAAGGAGGUGAACUGAAAGGAAGGAGGGUGAUGGCGGCGGCGGCGGCGUUUAGGUGGUUGCUCCAACUCCACAAGGACGUUCCCAAGGCGGCGAAGUUCUACUCACAAGGGCUCGACUUCUCCGUCAACAUCUGCACGCUUAGGUGGGCCGAGCUCCAGUCUGGUCCUCUCAAGCUUGCUCUCAUGCAAUCCCCCUGUGAUAAUGUGAUGCAGAAUGGCCAUUCUUCAGUUUUACCAUUCACAGUGAAUGACAUUAAUAGUACAGUAACAAAAUUAAUGGCAUUAGGAGCUGAACUAGAUGGUCCCAUCAAAUAUGAAAUCCAUGGCAAGGUUGCUGCCAUGCGUUGUAUCGACGGUCACAUGGUUGGCCUUUAUGAACCAGCAUAAAUAUUUUAGAGACGAGUCCCUUCACAGGAGUUGACCGGUUCACAGUUAAACUCAUUUGAA